This is a messenger RNA of Anthonomus grandis grandis, 762 nucleotides long. RefSeq lists its product as uncharacterized. Lineage: Eukaryota; Metazoa; Arthropoda; Insecta; Coleoptera; Curculionidae. Gene Ontology annotation, molecular function: nucleic acid binding. The record is from RefSeq and is a predicted model, not a curated record. The coding region runs from base 1 to 762 and encodes 253 amino acids. The transcript has a single exon.
AUGCGUCGAGACUUGAAAUUGUACGCGUACAAAAUUCAAUUGACGCAAGAAUUGAAACCGCAAGACCAUGGACAGCGCCGUACAUUUGCCGCAUGGGCUCUAGAGCAGUUGCAAGUCGACCCUGCAUUUGCACGAAAAAUCAUCUUCAGCGACGAGGCGCAUUUCUGGAUGAACGGGUAUGUCAAUAAACAGAAUUGCCGUAUAUGGGCUGACCAAAAUCCUGAAGUGACUUGCUUAAUUGCUAUGCAUCCUGCUAAAGUGACUGUAUGGUGCGGUUUCUGGGCUGGCGGCGUAAUCGGUCCAUAUUUUUUUGAGGACGCUAUGGGCAACGCGCUUACGGUCAAUGGAGAUCGGUAUCGCGCCAUGAUUAAUGAUUUCCUGUGGCCUCAACUGGACGAUAUGGAUCUAACAGACAUCUGGUUCCAGCAGGAUGGCGCUACGUGCCACACCGCACGCUCAACGCUGGAUUUACUGCAUGAAAAGUUCAACGGUUUCAUUACUUCGCGCGGCGGCGAUGUGCACUGGCCACCAAGAUCGUGCGAUAUAACGCCUUUAGACUUUUUCUUGUGGGGCUACGUGAAGUCUCAAGUAUAUGCGGAUAAGCCAGAAACAAUUGCAGCAUUAAGGGCCAACAUCAUUCGCGUCCUCGGACAGGUAGACGCUGAAAUGUGCGGAAAAGUGCUCGAAAAUUGGACCAUGCGAAUGCACGCUGUACAGCGCAGUCGCGGUGGCCAUUUAAACUAUAUAAUCUUCCAUACAUAA